Messenger RNA from Toxotes jaculatrix (banded archerfish), 1506 nucleotides. RefSeq names its product RAD23 homolog B, nucleotide excision repair protein (gene rad23b). Bases 120 to 1277 code for a protein of 385 amino acids. Gene Ontology annotation, molecular function: polyubiquitin modification-dependent protein binding; damaged DNA binding; proteasome binding. NCBI's taxonomy places the organism in Eukaryota, Metazoa, Chordata, Actinopteri, Toxotidae. Gene Ontology annotation, biological process: proteasome-mediated ubiquitin-dependent protein catabolic process; nucleotide-excision repair. Gene Ontology annotation, cellular component: cytosol; nucleoplasm. The record is from RefSeq and is a predicted model, not a curated record. The transcript is spliced from 10 exons.
GAGACGAAAAGUCAUGGCGGCUGACAGUUUGUAAUGAGCCAACAAAAACAGCAAAGAUUCUUGCAAGUAGGAUCUACGACGUUCAAACCAGGCGCGGGCAUAAAAACUCAGUCGGCAAAAUGCUGAUAACUUUGAAAACCUUGCAACAGCAGACGUUUAAAAUCGACAUCGACGAAGAGGAGACGGUGAAGACAUUAAAAGAGAGAAUUGAACAGGAGAAAGGAAAGGACAACUUUUCAGUUGCUGGACAGAAACUGAUAUAUGCUGGUAAAAUCCUCAACGAUGAGUCGGCCCUCAAAGAGUAUAAAAUCGAUGAGAAGAACUUUGUGGUCGUCAUGGUGACAAAGCCCAAAACAGCCUCAGCCGCCCCUCAGCCUUCACCUUCCACCCCAGCCCCCACCACUACAGCUUCUGCAGCACCUCCUGCCUCAUCGUCCGGCUCUGAAAACACAGCAGAGCGUGCUUCCACAGAUGACAAACCAGAGGAGAGACAGUCCUCCACUACUGAACCAGCUUCCUCCCAAGUUCGAAGCUCUGAGGCAUCAACAAACACAAACCUAAUUGAUGAGGCAGUUUCAAAUCUAGUGACAGGCCCAUCAUAUGACGCCAUGGUGAACGAGAUGAUGCUCAUGGGCUACGAGAGGGAGCAGGUGGUAGCAGCUUUGAGAGCGAGUUUCAACAACCCAGACAGAGCUGUGGAGUACCUGCUCACAGGUAUCCCAGGCGGAGAUCCGGGCCACGCGUCAGGACCUGAUGCAGUUGCGCCUCCAGUGAGUGGAGCUCCAGCUGCACCCACAGGCGAUAAUAGCUCCCCCACCAACACUGGCUCUUCACCAAGUGCUGGAGGCAAUCCUUUGAAUUUCCUAAGAAAUCAGCCCCAGUUUCAUGUGAUGCGACAGCUGAUCCAGCAGAAUGCAGCCCUGCUUCCAGCCCUGCUGCAGGAGAUCGGCAGGGAAAACCCCGAACUUUUGCAGGAAAUUAGCAACCACCAAGAGCAGUUCAUCCAGAUGCUGAAUGAACCUAAUCCAGAAGCCGUGCCGGCCAGUGGUGGCAGUGGUUCAGGAGGAGCCGGAGGAGCUGGAGGCAUCAGAAGUGAUGCACCCAGCGGAAGUCACAUGAGCUAUAUCCAGGUCACGCCACAGGAGAAAGAGGCCAUUGAGAGGCUAAAAGCCUUAGGAUUUCCAGAGGGACUUGUUAUACAAGCCUACUUUGCUUGUGAGAAGAACGAGAACUUGGCUGCCAACUUUCUUUUACAACAGAACUUUGACGAUGAUUAAAAGAGCCAUCCUUACUUUAAUUUUUUUCUUAUUUUUUCUUCCUCUAUCUUUUGAUUACUGAUGUUAAAUAUAUGCGUACAACAAGCCUUUUACAUUUCCAGAAGUUUUAUUCACCACUUCCACAUUCACUUCUCUAAUAACACUGGAUCAUUAUCACAAGGACAGGCUGUUGUUUGUGAUCAGUUUGAAAUGGAGGAACAAUUAAAGUACAGUAACUUUGCAUCAGAAA